CGUUUCCCUCUAUUAUUUUCCACUCAGUUCCUCGCAGUUUAAAAUGGCGGCGUUGAGCAGCGCCGAGUCCCCACCGCCCGUCUUUAACGGAGACUCUGCGGAGCCGGGCAGGGAGCCGGGCCUGGAGGAGCUGGGUGCCGGCCUGGCCUCCUCCUGUACGGAGGGGAUCCCCGGAGGUCCGCAGGAUGAGGAGAUCUGGAAUAUCAAACAGAUGAUAAAGUUGACACAAGAACACUUAGAGGCCCUUCUGGACAAGUUUGGGGGUGAACACAAUCCUCCUUCCAUAUAUCUCGAGGCCUAUGAGGAGUACACCAGUAAACUGGACGCCCUACAGCAGAGGGAGCAGCAGCUGCUGGAGGCCAUGGGCAACGGCACAGACUUAUCCUGCUCUCCUGAACCCAUGCCAUCCUUUCUGGAGGUCACCAUGGGAGGUUGUGGGGUCACAGGGGGGGCUCAGGCCUAUCCCUCGGCCCCCAACACCUUGGCUGUCCUGCAGACCCCCUUCGACGCCAGCAGAGCAAACCCCCGCUCCCCCCAGAAGCCCAUCGUCAGGGUCUUCCUGCCCAACAAACAGAGAACAGUGGUACCGGCCCGCUGUGGGAUGACUGUGAGAGACUCGCUGAAGAAAGCUCUGAUGAUGCGAGGCCUCAUCCCAGAGUGCUGUGCGGUCUACAGGAUGCAGGACGGAGAGAACAAGCCCAUUGGCUGGGACACAGACAUCUCCUGGCUGACAGGAGAGGAGUUACAUGUAGAAGUGUUGGAGAAUGUGCCGCUCACCACACACAACUUUGUCAGGAAGACCUUCUUCACGCUGGCCUUCUGUGACUUCUGUAGAAAGCUGCUGUUCCAGGGUUUCCGCUGUCAGACCUGUGGCUAUAAGUUCCACCAGCGGUGCAGCACUGAGGUCCCCCUCAUGUGUGUCAACUACGACCAACUAGACUUGUUGCUAGUGUCCAAGUUCUUCGAGCAUCACCCGUUCACCCAGGAGGACGUCUGCUCCGAGGGCACCACCCCCGUGUCUGAGGCCUGUCCGUCACUUCCCCCAUCUGACUCCACCGGGUCGAUAUGCCACUCCCCGUCCAAGUCCAUACCCAUCCCUCCCAGUUUCCGGCCCAGUGAGGAGGACCACCGCAACCAGUUUGGCCAGCGGGACCGCUCGUCCUCGGCCCCCAACGUCCAUAUCAACACCAUCGAGCCUGUCAACAUCGACGACCUGAUUCGAGAUCAGUGCUUGCCAAGGUCGGAUGGAGCCCCCCCGACCUACCCCGCCCGCUGCUUGAGGAAGCACCGAACACGGACCUCAAGCCCCCUCCUAUACUCCUACCCCAAUGACAUAGUGUUUGAUUUUGAGCCCGAGCCUGUUUUCCGAGGCUCCACCGCAGGGCUGUCGGCCACGCCCCCCGCCUCUUUACCCGGCUCUCUGACCAAUGUCAAGAUUGCACAGAAGUCGCCGUGCCAACAGAGGGAGCGCAAGUCGUCGUCGUCGUCCGAGGACCGCAAUAAAAUGAAAACUCUGGGGAGGAGGGACUCUAGCGACGACUGGGAGAUCCCCGAAGGUCAGAUCACUCUGGGGCAGAGGAUAGGCUCCGGCUCCUUUGGAACCGUCUACAAGGGAAAGUGGCAUGGUGACGUGGCAGUGAAGAUGUUGAACGUCACCGCACCCACACCACAACAGCUUCAGGCCUUCAAGAAUGAAGUGGGAGUCCUCAGGAAAACGCGUCAUGUGAACAUCCUGCUGUUCAUGGGCUACACCACCAAGCCUCAGCUGGCCAUCGUGGCCCAGUGGUGUGAAGGCUCCAGUCUGUACCACCACCUGCACAUCAUCGAGACCAAGUUCGAGAUGAUCAAGCUGAUCGACAUCGCCCGGCAGACCGCUCAGGGCAUGGAUUACCUGCACGCCAAAUCAAUCAUCCACAGAGAUCUGAAGAGCAACAAUAUUUUCCUCCACGAGGAUCUGACGGUGAAGAUUGGGGACUUUGGUCUGGCUACAGUCAAGUCCCGUUGGAGUGGCUCCCACCAGUUUGAACAGCUGUCCGGCUCCAUUCUGUGGAUGGCUCCAGAGGUGAUCCGGCUGCAGGACAAGAAUCCCUACAGCUUCCAGUCAGACGUUUACGCUUUCGGCGUUGUGCUGUACGAGCUUAUGUCCGGAGCACUGCCCUAUUCCAACAUCAACAACAGAGACCAGAUCAUAUUCAUGGUGGGUCGAGGUUACCUGUCCCCUGACCUCAGCAAGGUGCGCAGCAACUGUCCAAAAGCCAUGAAGAGACUGAUGGCUGACUGCCUGAAGAAGAAGAGAGAGGAGCGACCUCUCUUCCCUCAGACCUUGGCGUCCAUCGAGCUGCUCGCACGUUCAUUACCCAAAAUCCACCGCAGCGCCUCAGAGCCUUCGCUAAACCGAGCCGGCUUCCAGACGGAGGACUUCAGCUUGUACGCCUGCGCCUCCCCCAAAACCCCCAUCCAGGCCGUCGGCUAUGGGGAGUUCUCGGCAUUUAAGUAAUUGCUGCAGAACCCAUCAGUCCAUCCCUCGUCACUUCUCAAAGUCUCGUGUCCAUACGGUGGAAUCAUUCAUUAUCGAAAAAAAACUGAAAAAAUGUGUCUCAAUGAAUGUGCUUUUUUCUUCCUCUGUCAACCUGGAGAAGGCAAGCCUCACUGGAGUCCUUUUUUUUUUUUAAACAAAAAAGCUGUCCAGCAGGCAAACGGCCACAGCGACAGACAAAACUGAAUUAGGGAAAAAAAACAAAAAUCACAUGAAAAGAAAGGAAAAACACAAAGAUGUGCGGUUCUGAGGAGAAGACGGCAGACUCCACAGAUGCCUGCUGGAGGGGGAAAGAUGAAGGGAACAGGAAGUGGUGACGGAGGUAGAAGAAGUCGAGCCUUAGGGCGCCCCUCGUCCAAUCAUUUCCUGGACUGCUCUUUGAGCGCCGGCGGAAGAAGAGGCUUCCCGUGGUGGAGAUGUGAUGAGGCCAGGUGUUAAAACAUCCCGAGACGAGCUGAAACUCAGCAGGCGAAGGAAUCUGACUUGAAAUAUGGAUUUAUCUUUGAAUUCUUUCACAUUUUUAGCUAGCAGAAAUGCUGAGCUUUUUUUUUUUUGUUUUGUUGAAGGAAUGGUAGCUAUUUUAGAAAUCCCUCCUGUCACGCAGCACAGGCUUUUCUUUAUAUUUGUGGGCAGACCAAAUUCUGCAAAAUACACAUUUAAACAAAUUCAACACCCGUGAAUUUUCCUUCAAAGAUUUCAAAUGUGUAGAUUUCUGGUAGACAGAAGUUGUUCUUCAGGAAGGAAAAUGCUCAUUUGUUUGUCCUGAAAGCUACAGCAUUGUAACGUUAAUUGGCCUUUUUAGGUGAGAUUGAGCCACUCCUCCUUUUCAAAGGUUUUCACGUGAAAGCAACAGAACUGGUUCUACCCGCAGAUUUCCAAGAGAAAGCAAAGGAGCUGUACACAGGGAGGAAAAAAAUACAGAUGUGUUUGGUGAAAGCUACACAAGAGGGGUUUAUAUUAUGUUGGACAAGCCUGGUCUGAGCUGAGCUAGUGCCCAGCGUUUACACUGUGUGUACAGUAAGUUGUUACACAGCAUCUUUACAGCUACGCUUUUCCCUUUUUGCUUAUCAUGUUUUUUUCCACAACCUUUUUUUUUUUGUAAAACCAAGUGCAUGUAGUGUCAUUGUUUCUUUUUCAUGUGGCUUUAAUAUUGCACUCAAAUGUGGACCUUACUUGCUUUCCGCUGCUGACUAACCUGCUGAAAGGACUGGUGAUCCUCUGGAGAGUCAUGAGGAAAAAUCUGAUUUUUAAUCACACCGCUUUACUUUCUCUACACACGUGCACCUGUACUCUUUCAUUCCAGCGUGUGUUAAGGGUUGUAGGUGUUGUUACAGGUUAUUUUAAUUUUGUUAUCGUCAAUGUUUGCCUUGUUCUGUACAGGCAGGCCUGCAGAUAUUUACUUAUUUAUGUUUUAUGGAUUUAUUUUCGCUUUAUUUGAAGCUAUCAGUCUUUCUUUUCGACGCUUGUUUUAGUCUUUGUGACUCGUGUACUUGCACUUUGUAGAGAUGGAUUGAAGCAAAUGAGCGACUUGCCUUUUUUCGUUUUGAUUUUGUUUUUAUCGAAGAAAAAAUUGUGACAUACAGAGCUGAUGACCCAAAACGAAACGUCCAAUGCAUGAGCCAUCUGCAGGGGCUGAUCUAUGAAUUAUUUUUGCUUGAAAAGACUCAGUUGUCAUCUAUGACUUUAUAUUAAAAGAAAAAGCCUCCGGCAGCCGAGUAUGUCGCCAUAGCUACAAGGAGACUGCUGCUCUGAUAAAUUGUGGAGGUAGAGCACACAGCUAGAGCAUCUAUCCAAGCACUGGGGGACUUCUCAUUCAUCGAGGAUAUUUUUCAUGCCAUCCUUUACCCGCCCACAGCCAUGUUAUUAAUGGUUUUGUUGCCUCCCUUUUAUGGACAUUUAUUUACAUUUAUUGUCUCAUCUUUGUGCGUUCAGGAAAGAAAAAGGACUGCAGAGAUUUAACCUAGCCUAGCACAAAGACUGGAAGCAGUAGGAAAGUGCUAGCCUUGACCCAGAACAAUCUUAUUCCCUCCAUUGAUUUUCACUGUGUAGCUCAUUAAAUAAUUUAGAAGCAUGUUGAAAAUACAAACCACUAAGACAUGUUUUAUGGCAUUUUAAACUAGGCCAGGUAGUGAUUAACAAAAUGUCAGCCACCUGUUUUUGUUCCACACUUCAAAAAUGACUAAGAAAAUUAGCUACCAUCCAGUCAGUUUGUAUUUUUAACAUUCCGCCAAUUAAUAAUUUGAUGAGCAGCUCAGUGUUCUCAAACAAGUAUCUCUGGACUGGAUACGACCCGGGUUAAGACAGGAGACAAAAGCAUGAAUAGCCAAACACAAAUCUGCGUUAAGCCUGAUGAUGCCUACUGGUGAAAGGAAGGAAGUUAGUUAAUUUCAAAUGGCUAUUGGAUGGUCUUUGGUCCGAUAUGAUGUCACUAUGAAGAUACUGGUGGUUGCAGAGCAUUAAGGGUUGGGCAAAGGCUUGAAAGUAAUAUCCUAGGUUUAUUCGACUUUAUUCUUAUCAGAGUGGUGCAGUGACCACAUUUUGCAGGCCGACUAAAAGGAUCCCUUGACUAUAAUCAAUGGGAUUUUUCCAUUGGAUUGCGGAAAAUUGAAGAAAAUAGCUCUUUGGGGGAUCUCCACAUUCUCUCAAUACUUUAAAUUUUUUUUUAAAGCAUUAAGUUACAACAGGCAGAAGUAUAAAUAACCAAUGUCAGGCUAUAAAGGGACUACAUGAUGGUCAUAUGACUCCUGGUCAACACCGCUAAGCUAAAGGGAAACUGCUCGUUUGUCAUGAGGAUGUUUAUUAGCCUCUUUAAGUCACCUUUUAGCAACUGCUGUUUUAUGACACAAAUAAGCUUUGGACAUUCACCAUUGGGGUUUAUUGAUGUAUUCUAUGUCCCAGAACAAAAUGUAUUAACCGCAGACCAUAUUUCAGGCAUCAAACCAAAAACUCAUUAAAAAAAACAUUGACUUAGAGACGAGAGGAAGCGGAAGUAUUUAAAUGUUAACUCAUUUCCAGAUUUUAAGACUCAUUCCUGCACCACUCUUGUUUAUAUUUUUGGUCAUAAUUGUGGUCAAGUUUAUUACUGAGAUCUGGGAACACGGUAGAGAUUUCACGAGUGUCCGAUAUGUUGAUGGUUACGCUGGUUGACCUAUACUUGACUCCUGUGUUGGGGUUUGACUGACAUAGAAACAAUAAAGGCAGUUUAUUAAGUAUUACAUAUCACCCAUGUAACACCUCUGAAACGAUGUAGAAACAUGAGUUGAAAUGUUACGGAAGUUUUCAGAAGAUUUGAGCUUGUUUGGGUUGUGAGGGAGACUUUGAGUAGAUAUAAUUAAUACAUUUGACUGGUACACACAGAAAAGGAUGAAGUUGUGUGGCGAAGGAGAUCAUUGAAGACUCAAGGCUAGGAAUAUACCCGAUUUCUUCUUUUAGUUUUGUUUCGAGCACGCAUUUCUAGGACUUCCUGUCAAUGUCCAUAUAGUCUUACAGUUCAUUCCUAACCUCAGAAAUAGAUGUUGACAAUACAGGCUCAACUUUACUUGCUUGUUCUAGAGCGUUUGAUCUUGGCAAUUACCGUUUCCCAGGUCAAAAAUGAACUGUCGGCCUCACACACAGCUUUUGUCCUCUUCAACAGGAAGUGUGCUGCAUUUAUUUUCUGUAGAGAUCAUUACUUUCUAUGAUAAUAUCACCACAGAUGUAUCUGCUGAACCUUUAUAGAAUCAAUAGGUGUACACACUGAGCCCCAUCACUAAGGCUCUCCACAUAAUGCUCCGCCUCCUCAUCCAAGACUUCCCGUUCUUGAAUUUCGUCUUAUUUCUUGAACAUUCCCUCCCUCUUCUCCUUGCCUGCACCUUAAACCCAUUGAUUCCUUUCAAUUGAGAACUAUCAUGAAAAGCUUAAUGUUUUUUUUCACCUGUAAAUAGUUGUACAAAGGAAAUACUGUCAGUUUGCUAGGAGGCAUGGAGACUACCAAUGUAACAAAUUAUAAAAUGUUCAAAAUAAAGACACGGAAACUAAGAGACAUUUUGAUAGGCAGACUUCUGAGAAAAAAACGGAUGAGUGUAAAAAUAUUUAAGGCUGUAUCAUAAGAAGAAAGAGCUUAAUGUAUUUGUUGUGAAUAUGAAAAACUGAUAUAUUAAAGAAGUGCAUGAAAACUGUA
Molecule: messenger RNA, 6695 nt
Organism: Gymnodraco acuticeps
Lineage: Eukaryota; Metazoa; Chordata; Actinopteri; Perciformes; Bathydraconidae
Gene: braf
Product: B-Raf proto-oncogene, serine/threonine kinase
Biological process (GO): protein phosphorylation; signal transduction
Cellular component (GO): mitochondrion; plasma membrane; cytosol
Molecular function (GO): ATP binding; protein kinase activity
Source: RefSeq, a predicted model, not a curated record